Molecule: messenger RNA, 1359 nt
Organism: Morus notabilis
Lineage: Eukaryota; Viridiplantae; Streptophyta; Magnoliopsida; Rosales; Moraceae
Product: G-type lectin S-receptor-like serine/threonine-protein kinase At1g11330
Exons: 7
Coding region: 1-1359 (452 amino acids)
Biological process (GO): protein phosphorylation
Molecular function (GO): protein kinase activity; ATP binding
Source: RefSeq, a predicted model, not a curated record
AUGGCCAAUGAAUCUAAUGCUUCAUCUAAUGAGAUAGGUAUUGUGAAGGUGAAGAUGUUUGAUGGUGUUAUGAGGACAAUGACAAAUGUUAGGGAUAUUCCUCACCUAAAAAGAAGUUUAUUCUUUUGGGCUAUAGACAUGUGUUCUCAAAAAGGUGGAAGCAAGAAAAGACAUAGGGAAAAAUUGUUGGUAAUCACUUUGGCAACAACAGCAGCAGCUAUUUUCCUUGUACUUGUAGUUGCCCUGUUGUAUUAUUUCAAGAAGACAAAGCUCAAGUCAAAAGGGCAUAGCUCAAAAGCAUCAAUAAAGUUUAAAGCAGGUGCAGGAGACUUUAAUAAAAAUGCUCCUGAUCUGCGAGUCUUUAGCCUUGCCAACAUUGAAGAAGCUACAGAUCAAUUUUCAUUUAAUAAUAAGCUUGGAGAAGGUGGAUAUGGCCCUGUAUACAAGGGUAAAUUGCCAGAUGGACAGGAAAUAGCUGUGAAAAAGCUGUCAGCUUCUUCUACACAAGGCUUCGAGGAAUUCAAGAAUGAGGUUGUACUUACAUCCAAACUUCAACACGUUAAUCUUGUCAGGGUCUUGGGAUGCUGCAUUGAAAGAGCUGAGCAAAUGCUGAUCUAUGAAUACAUGCCAAACAAAAGCUUGGACUUGUACCUCUUUGAUCCUAUUAGAAGGUUUCUUUUGGAUUGGAAAAAACGAGUGGACAUCAUUGAAGGUGUAACUCAAGGACUUCUUUAUCUCCAAGAAUACUCGAGAUUGACAAUCAUACAUCGAGAUUUGAAAGCUAGCAACAUAUUACUUGAUGACGAUAUGAAACCUAAGAUAUCAGAUUUUGGUAUGGCCAGAAUUUUCACAAAAGGCGUACUUGAAGCAAACACAAGCCGGAUUGUAGGAACAUACGGCUACAUUCCUCCUGAAUAUGCUAAGCAAGGCUUAUAUUCCACCAAAUCAGAUGUUUAUAGUUUUGGAGUUCUCCUUCUUCAGAUCAUAAGUGGCAAGAUAAAUAGUUGUUUCUAUGGUUCAAAUGAAGAUUUAAGCCUCCUAGAAUAUGCCUUUGAAAUGUGGAAAGAAGGCAAAGGGAGGGAUUUUAUGGACGAUUCACUUGACGACGCACUCUCCUCAUGCAAGUUGUUGAAAUGCAUGCAAAUAGCUCUCUUGUGUGUGCAGGAAAACGCAAACGAGAGGCCAUCAAUGUUGGAAGUUUCUUCGAUGCUAAGAAAUGAAAACGUUUCUAUGGCAAUACCAAAAAAGCCUGCUUUCUCAACUAGAAAUGAAGUUACUCAGGAAAAUGAAGAUAUACUUCCGCUUGUUAACUCAUCUUCAGUCAAUGACGCAACUAUUUCCGCGGUGGUAGGCCGGUGA